Messenger RNA from Astyanax mexicanus (Mexican tetra), 4466 nucleotides. It is a transcript of the gene vaspb, whose product is annotated as vasodilator stimulated phosphoprotein b. The transcript is spliced from 14 exons. Gene Ontology annotation, biological process: positive regulation of actin filament polymerization; actin cytoskeleton organization; neural tube closure. Bases 349 to 1650 code for a protein of 433 amino acids. Gene Ontology annotation, molecular function: profilin binding; SH3 domain binding. Lineage: Eukaryota; Metazoa; Chordata; Actinopteri; Characiformes; Acestrorhamphidae. The record is from RefSeq and is a predicted model, not a curated record.
GUGAGUAAGUGAGUGAGGGGAGUUUAUGGAGGCUCUGGCGGCAGCGGCAGGUGUAGAGCUGUAGAGCGGGGUGAGUGGAGGCGCUGCGCGGGCCGGGAGUAGAGAGAGGCGGGGUGGAGGAGCGGUGGAGGAGCCGCGGGGCUCGGCUGGGGACUGGAGCUGCUGACAUGCUGCCGCUCUCUCUCUCCCUCCCACUUUUCGUCCCUUCUCCCCAAACCAGGAAAUCACCGCGCCGCCGCCGCUGAGGGCGGAUUCAGGAGCCUCUCGUCCAUUUUGUAGCGGCGUGUUUCCACUUUCUGGAGCUUCAGGAGCGGAUCCGCGGGGCGGCGGAGCGGCCGGGGUCGAGCCAUGAGCGAGUCCAGUAUAUGUCAGGCUCGUGCUACAGUAAUGAUUUAUGAUGAUGGAGGGAAGAAAUGGAUUCCGGCGGGUACCGGCCCGCAGUCCUUCAGCAGAGUCCAGAUCUACCACAAUCCCGGCACCAACGCAUUCAGGGUGGUGGGCCGCAAGAUGCAGACUGACCAACAGGUGGUGAUAAAUUGUCCAAUCGUGAAAGGGCUGAAAUAUAACCAGGCCACACCAAAUUUCCACCAGUGGCGGGACGCGCGGCAGGUCUGGGGUUUGAACUUUGGCAGUAAGGAGGAUGCUGCACUUUUCGCUAACGGCAUGCUGCACGCGCUGGAGGUGCUCAACUCCAUGCCCGACUCUGGAUACUCCACUCUCCCUCGGCCAGUGUCUAACGGACCAUCACCAGAAGAGUUGGAGCAACAGAGACGAUUGGAACAGCAGAGACUUGAGCAACAGGAGAGAGAGCGACAGGAGCGAGAACGCCAAGAAUGGGAACGGCUGGAGAGAGAACGAAUGGAGAGAGAGCGGCUGGAGAGAGAACGCCAGGCUGCUUCAGUAAUCAUACCUCCUGCACCGCCUUUGGCUCCUGGAGGCCCCCCAGCACCUCCUGGACCCCCUCCUCCUCCUGGGCCACCCCCACCUCCAGGUCCUCCACCUUCAGGGGGUCCUCCAUCUUCAGGUGGUGCUCCUCCUCCGCCUGCACCUCCACUUCCCUCUCCUUCUGGUGGGGGCGGAGGCGGGGGUCCCGGGGGUGGCGGUCUUGCAGCUGCACUCGCAGGAGCCAAACUUCGCAAAGUACCGAAGCAGGACGAUGGUGGUAGUGCACCGCCUGCUGCUGCUCCAGCUCCAGCUCCUGCAGCACCCAAACCGGACACCAACCGCACCAGUGCCGUGCCCAGUGGUGGGGGCCUGAUGGGCGAAAUGAGUGCCAUUCUGGCCAGACGGAGGAAAGCUGCAGAUAAAGGAGAGAAAGCACCUCCAGCGCCAAAAUCAGAACCAGAGCCCAGUAACGACGAUUCUGAUGCUCAGGGCCAGACUGACACGCUAAGAAAACCAUGGGAAAAAUCAGCCACCAUUCCAAGGAAUAGUUCUGUUCCUCGAGGGCUGGAAUCCCCCUCCUUCACCAUGAGCCCCAGGCUGAAAGCUGCAGCUUCCACUAACGAUAUGGAGAGCGGAGAAUCCGAGUCCGAGCUGGAGAGAAUCAAACAAGAACUGCUGGAGGAAGUGAGGAAAGAGCUGCAAAAAGUAAAGGAUGAAAUCAUUGGAGUGUUUAUUCAGGAAUUACAGAAGAGGGGCUCCACAUAGACCUCCAACAUCAGACACACUCCUUCAGUUAACAGCCCAGGGAUAAACACACACAAACACACACACACACACACACGUGCAAAACCCAGGGACUUCCUCCACUGCUGGGCUCCAUUCUGACGAUGAUUUUAGUUCUUAUUGUUUAUUUUCUUAUUUUGCUUCUGCCUCCAUUUAUCUUUCCUCAUUAAACACAACGUUCUAUCUCUAUCUCUCUCUCUCUAUAUACCUCUAUCUCUCUCUAUUUCUCUCCAUUUUUUCUUCUUUCUUCUCACCACACACUCAAACUCUCACACAAACACACACACACACACCAAUAAUGAGCUGUGUUUCUCCAUGUGAGGAAAAAAGAGAGCAAAUCUGGAGUUCAUCUAGAACCUCAAAAAUACCAACACCACCUCUAAUAAUUGUCCGGAUACUGUAAUGUGUGUAAGUACGUGUGUGACAGUGUGAGAAAGUGUGAGCCAAUUCAUUCACCGGCUAUCGCACUGGCAGCCUGCAGGGGGCCGGAGAAGGACAGGCGCUACAGUCCUCUACACGCAACCAUGCUACCAUGUGGCUAAUAACUGAUAGAAGUCACUGGGCAUCAGUUAGCAUGGUAAAAUUUGCAUGUUCAUUGGUGGCCCUUGACUUGUGUUCAUUAUUAGCGUUUUGUGUUAGCUUUUUGGGCCAAACUGUUCCUUUAAAGAGAGACAUGUUAGACUUGUAAGACUUUACUUUACUGUUGGGCAGUGUUAGCUAGUGAGGCUACACAACAGCUACAUGAGCUUGUUGUUUCAGCUCCUUCGUCUUUAAUGAAAGAUUGGGUUCACACUACACAAUUUUAGGCCUCUUUUUACAGCCGACAAAGGCUUAAAAUUGUUCAGCGCUUGUUUAAUCGCUAUGCGAAGAAGAGUUUGCCAAGUGAUUGCUGAUGCCUCGUAAGCUCCAGACAAAUAUCCAGCAGGUUAGAUAUCUGGACUUGGCAGUGACUAGUGGUGGGAAUCACAGGGAAUCUCAGUAUACAGUAUUAAAACAAUGCACAAGAACGAUGAUAUCAUGAUACUGUCAUCCUACGAUACUUGAUAUAUUGCAAGACAAUUUUUUAAUGAUACUUUACAGCAUCUUAGUUACUUAAGAGGAUAAAAUACUCCUAAAUAAGCAAAUACUAGGAAUAGUGGAUAUGGAUUGAAAACCAAUAUUCCUUACUACUGGUUUUCCCCUAUUGUUUGAUUAGCGCCACCACAUGGAGUAACGAAGCCGUAACUUUAGUACGUCAAAUUUGGGGGUUUAGAGAUACUAUGUUUCAAUUAUUAUAUAAUAUCCAUAUUUGAUGCCACUUAUCGAUAAUACAUUGCAAACGAAAAUUAUACAGUAUAUUGUAAUAUUGAUAUUGGGUCCCUCCCCUUUUGACUCACUGCAAGAGCAAAUGAGAGUGAAAACAUGGGCUGAGGAGAAAGCCAUGGGUAGCCUUCAUCCAUUUUCUCAUCCAUACUCUUUCCCCUUUCUUUUGUGUGUUUUUGCUACAAAUCAGCACACAAACAAUUUAAGUCUCUCAAUGUAAAAUACAGAAAAAACUUGUCUUGCGCAUAGCAUCACAUCAGUUCUUGUUAGUGUUUUCGUGACAAAUCAUGCAUUUAGAGACCAGACAGGCUUGGGUGUGUUCCUCCUGGUGAGAGAUCAUGUUAUUUGUGACCUUGUGUGGUUGUGUGCAAACUAAGCACACUAAGGUACAGCAAUCAAACCCUGAAAAUCGUGUAGUGUGAACCUGAUAUAAAGAGUGCACAGCCAAUCACCCAUCUGUGUGAUGGAAAAUAAUGUUUGGCACUUGCGUGUCAAUUUUGGACAAUGGUUGGCAGGGGUUAACAUGGGCAAUCUGCAGGUACCCCAAACGCUGGAGGGGCACUGUACUGUAUGCUGUGAACCUCCUGCAAUCAUCAGUAACAUCAGUAAACUUUUCUGUAGAACACAAGCCCCUGUUGGUUCUGCCCAGAUCAGUAGGUCUCCUUUUACCUCUUUGCCAAUUGAUGGUCUGAACCACCCUGGACCAUCUUUGGUAGGUACUCUCAGCUGCACCCACCGAUAAUCCGCUUGUUCACGAUUACUGUCCAACAGAGAUCCCAGAACGUCACAUUCUCCACUCUUGCCACCUAUUCUGUGAGCAUUUAUAAACAUUUAUAAAGGCUAACUGUCACCAAAAAAAUGCUGCUUUACUCAAUUUUAGGGCAUUUUAGCUCAGUGUCACUACAACAUUCACUACAUUCAAAACAACCGUUAUUGGAAGAAGCCUCUAUAAAUGUUCAUAGGAGUUAUGACAGGUUUAUGUAGGUGUCCUUUAGCCUUAUGAAAGCUGACCAUCAGUAAAACUGCCCUUUAAUCAGUGUUUCAUGUGUGUAUUUACAUUUCUGGACCACUCUGUGCCCAGCCAUUGCCAUUCUCUGCCCACCACUUUCCCAGACUAUAGCUUUAAUUAGAUCUGUCAUUUUUUUUAUAUAUAUAUUUUCUGAUGAAACCGAUGAGAAGCAGAAUGGCCAUGAUCGUGUUUGUUUUGGCCGUGCCAAACUGCCUUGGAAAAUACAUAUGAAUUUAUAUAUAUAUUUGAAUAUAUAUAUAUAUUUGUUUUGAGGGAAUAUGUUAGAAAAUUUGAGAACUUUUUCUAUUUUAAUUGAGAUGAUUGGUGAUUGGGUUUUGUUUGUGAUUUCUCAUGUUUUUGGGGUUUUUCUGUUUUCUAUAGAAUAUUAAAGGCUUUUUACACUGAAAUCUGAAGAAAUGUGCUUUAGAGAGACACUGGAUUAGAAAUGCCUUUAUAGUUAAAUACAGCUGCUGCUGCUCAGACUGUC